Molecule: messenger RNA, 321 nt
Organism: Ilex paraguariensis (yerba mate)
Lineage: Eukaryota; Viridiplantae; Streptophyta; Magnoliopsida; Aquifoliales; Aquifoliaceae
Source: the annotation of a GenBank genome assembly
AUGUCAAAUCAUUACAAAUAUCAUCAUCAAGCAUUAUACCUUGGAAUUAUGGGAAGCAAGGCACCAACUUGGGCUGAUCAAUGGGGUACGGGUGGCUUUGGCGAUGAAGGCGACGGUGAAAACAAGGCCAUGACCAACAAGAAAAAGCUAGGAAACAGCAGCAGCAGCAAGAAGAUGGAGGAGGUGAAGGCAGCGGCCUCUGCUGGAUUCGACAAGGCGAAGGCAGCAGCUGUGGUGGGAGCCCAUAAGGUGAAGAGUGGAACUUCUGUGGGUGUCAAAUGGAUCAAGGACCAAUACCAGAAGAAAAGCUCAUCUAAAUGA